Sardina pilchardus (European sardine) is the source of this 3484-nucleotide messenger RNA. RefSeq names its product axin-1-like. The coding region runs from base 239 to 2941 and encodes 900 amino acids. NCBI's taxonomy places the organism in Eukaryota, Metazoa, Chordata, Actinopteri, Clupeiformes, Clupeidae. Gene Ontology annotation, cellular component: plasma membrane; beta-catenin destruction complex; nucleus. The record is from RefSeq and is a predicted model, not a curated record. Gene Ontology annotation, molecular function: identical protein binding; I-SMAD binding; ubiquitin protein ligase binding. Gene Ontology annotation, biological process: negative regulation of canonical Wnt signaling pathway; positive regulation of proteasomal ubiquitin-dependent protein catabolic process; cell development. The transcript has 10 exons.
CCAGUGAGUGAGUGUACAAGUGUUUGAAGACAACCAUGGAGAGGUGGAGGCAGACGUCGGGUUUUCUUUGUUGUUUUGAACUAAAGUAAACGCAACUAUGACGAGAUUCUCCGCGAACGGUUUAAACCAGUAUCCCCAAUGCACUCGGAAAAAGGAAGAGACCUUCUUCAGGAUGACUUGCCCGACUGCCCGAUUCUGAGCCCUGCGUCGUCGCACAAGUGUCCGGCCGCAGGGGAGAAUGAGCGUCAGGAUCCGCAGUCGCCAUGCCGACCUGGGAGGCCACUUCAAUGAGGACGCCCCGCGCCCGCCCGUGCCGGGCAUGGAGGGCGACACCAUGGCGUCGCCCCUGGCCACCCAUGGCCGCCCGCUGUGCCACCACAGCUUCUACCCGACCAAAGGAGGAAGCGGCGGCGGCGGCAAUGGCGGCAGCAGUAGCGGCGGUGGCAGCAGCUUUGGCGGAGACUCUUACCGCGGACUUCACGACGGCUCGGUGUCGGUGGCGACGCCGAGGCGCUCGGACCUGGACCUGGGCUACGAGCCCGAGGGCAGCGCCUCGCCCACGCCGCCGUACCUCCGCUGGGCCGAGUCGCUCCACUCGCUGCUGGACGACGAGGACGGCAUCCAGCUCUUCCGCGCCUUCCUCUGCCAGGAGGGCUGCGGCGACCUGCUGGACUUCUGGUUCGCCUGCAGCGGCUUCCGGAAACUUCCGGGCGGCAGCAGCCAGCCCGCCAGCGGCACGGCGGAUAUCGGCGGCGGCGGCGGCGGCGUGGAAAGCGGCAAGCGGCUAAAGCUGGCCAAGGCCAUCUACCGGAAGUACAUCGCCGACGGCAGCGUGAGCGUGGCGGCGCGGCAGAUCAAGCCGGCCACGCGGACGUUCAUCCGGGACUGCGUGUCGCGGGCGCGCCUGGACGCGGCGCUCUUCGACCAGGCGCAGACGGAGGUGCAGGCGUGGAUGGAGGAGAACACGUACCCGCUCUUCCUCAAGUCCGACGUCUACCUCAAGCACGCCCGCGAGCACGGCAGCUGGGGCGGUAACGGCGGUAACGGCGCGGCCAGCCGCGGGGAGAGCAGCCCCUUGACGUGCGGCGGCGAGGACACGAUCCAAGCCAACGGGAAGGCGGUCGCCGCGUCGCUGUCGCUGGCGCUGCUGCCGGAGGAUUCCGCGGCGAUGGCGGCGGCGGCGGCCUCCGCGCCGAGUCCUCUGUUGCCGGGAUACCUGCCCACGCUGAUGGAGGACAAGGAGUGGGAGCGGACGGAGCGCGAGGCGGAGGAGGAGGCGGCCGACCAGGCGCCCGUCAACAGGCUGACGCGGGAGCUGCUCAUGGAGACGGCGCCGCACCGCGCCACCGGCAGGAAACCGCAGGACGGCAGGGAGUUCAGACACGUGCCGUGGAGGGAGCCGGUGAACCCGUACUACGUGAACACAGGCUACGCCCGCGCCCCGGCCACCAGCGCCAACGACUCCGAGCAGCAGAGCAUGUCCAGCGACGCCGACACCAUCUCACUCACCGACAGCAGCGUUGAUGGUAUCCCUCCUUACCGCUACCGUAAGCACCACCGUAAAGAGAUGCAGGAAAGUGCCAAAGUAAACGGCCGCGUGCCACUACCUCAUAUACCACGCACGCACCGGCUGCCUAAAGACGUGCACGUGGAGCCGCAGAAGUUCGCCCUGGAGCUCAUCAGCCGGCUGGAGACGGUGCAGCGCGAGCGCGAGGCCCAGGACCGACUCGAGGAGCGGCUGCGCAGAGUCCGCAUGGAGGAGGAGGGCGACGACGCAGACGUCUCCGUGGUGACCUCCGUCCCCUCGUACGGCGGCGGAGUCGGAGUCGGCGUCGGUGUCGCCGAGGACGACGCCGAGCGCAUCCUGGACGAGCACGUGCAGCGCGUCAUGAAGACGCCGGGCUGCCACUCCCCGCGCUCCCCUCCGCACGCCCACGCCCACGGCCACGCCCACCCGCACGUGUACCCGCCGGCCCCGACGCACGCGCACAAGCACCCGUACCACCUGGCGGAGCACGAGGCCGGCUGGAACGGAGACACGCACCACUACGGCAGCAGCCGCGGCCGCAGCUAUGGCGACGGGGUCGGCGCGGGGCCACCGGAGCUGAUGGGCUAUGGGAGUAAGGGCAGCAGCCUGUCUCGGCGGGGGCUGAAGCCCAAGGCGGAGGUGCUGAAGGGGGAGGAGGGCCGCGGGCUGGACGGCCGCAGUGUGGAGCCGCCGGUGCCCGUGGAGGAGAAGAUCAUGCAGUGGAUGAUGGAGGGGGAGAGCAGCCGCCACAAGAAGAGCUCCUACAGUGGUUCCGGAAGCUUCAAGCGCUCCCAGGCCGUGGACUUGUGCCGGCCGGGCCCCGGUCCACCUCUGGACCGCUCCGCCGUGGUCGGCAUCGUCGGCCUCGGAGCCGGCGGAGUCCCGAUGGUGCCUCACGGCUGGUCGGGCGGCGGCGGGGGGGUCGGCGGCGGCGGCGGGGGGGUCAUGGGCGGGGUCAUGGGUAUGGGCGUGGGCGUGGCGGGAGCCCUGAGGGGGGUGCAGCCCUCGCACCCCUUCAUCCAGGACCCCACCAUGCCGCCCAACCCGGCGCCCAACCCCCUCACCCAGCUGGAGGAGGCGCGCCGACGCCUGGAGGAGGAGCGCCGGAGGAACGCCGCCCUGCAGGCCAAGCAGAGGCACAAAUCCGCCAAGAGGCCCCUGUGUGAGAACGUGACGGUGGCGUACUACUUCUGUGGCGAGCCCAUUCCGUACCGGACGUCCGUCAAGGGCAGAGUGGUCACUCUGGGCCAGUUUAAAGAGCUGCUGACCAAGAAAGGGGCCUACAGGUUCUACUUCAAGAAGGUGAGCGACGAGUUUGACUGCGGGGUGGUGUUCGAGGAGGUGCGGGAGGACGACGCCAUCUUGCCCAUCUUCGAGGAGCGCAUCAUCGGCAAGGUGGAGAAGAUCGACUGAGAGGAGUGAGGGAGGGCAUGGAAGACGGACAGACACAGGAAAAGAGAGAAAGGAGAGAAUCUGAACUGCCCAGUGGGAGGAAAGAAGGUGUGAGAGAGUGUGUGUGAGUGUGUGAUGGAGAGAGAGUGUGUGUGUGAGAAUGUGUGUGUGUGAGCGUGAAUAUGUAUCCGUCACAAGCCUUACCCCGGAGAGACAGACGGAUAAUUCAUUUGAAUGUCGGGGGCGGGAUCUGACAACACAGCCACCAGUUUUAAGACACACGACUGCAGAGGCACUCGUGUCGCCCCAAACCAGAGACUUCGAUCACUUCAUCCAGCCGUCUUCCACCGCGUACCCCACCCCCACCCUCACCCUCCGCCCCCACCCUCCGCCCCCACCCUCCCCUUCUGCAGUGUCCCUCACUCCAGUGGUGUGUGUGCGGCUGGUACACCUCACUGUAUCCCGUGGUGCUCCUUCCCUCGUGUUCCCCCUGGAAACACGGAAUAUGGUGGAAAGAGAGAAGUUCCGCUUCUCUGAACUCUUCUCUGUUUUUUUUUUUUUUAC